AGUUAUUCACAGCACAACAGCUAGCCAUGUAUUUGCAAGCAUAGGCUUCAUAUGAUUUUUUCUAAUAUAUAUCGCUCAAAAUAUUAGUACAAAUUUUCUACACGUAUUGAAAGUCGUACUAAAUCAAUAUCCUAGAAAAAGCGUAAUAUUUCCGAACUUCGAAAUGGCAACGACAGUCUCGAACGUACAGCUGCCCGUGGACUGCGUGGGUCACAAGGGGGACGUAGUGCAACUGGCGUACAGCAAGGUGUGCAACUCGGGCUACUACUUGGCCUCGGCCAGCCAGGACGGGCAGGUGAUGUUGCGGCACGGCGACACCGGCGACUGGGUGGGCACCUUCGAGAAGGACGGCGAGCCAGUUCUGAGUGUGGAUAUCAAUGCGGAUGCCACUCGACUGGCCACGGGCAGUGAGGAUUGCACGGCGCGGAUAUGGAAUGCAGUCGACGGCAAGCAGCUGACAAAGAUCAUGUUAAACUCGCCUGUGCGUUGCGUGGCGCUGGGAGCCAAGUCUGAGUACCUGGCUGUGGGUUGCCUGGAUCGAAAGACGGGCCAUCGCACCGACAAGGUACUGUAUCUCUACACACUGGAGCGACCGGAUUUGCCCAUCUCAUUUGAGGGCCAGACACGUGGUAUGCGGGAUGUGCUCUUCUGCCGAGACAAUCGCGCGCUGCUCUCCUCCUCGCACGAUCGCUCCAUACGACUGUGGGAUCGGAUGAGUGGCAGGCAGGCGCACUCUAUAGCCCUGCCUCAUCAUGCCAAGUCGGUGGAGCUGUGUGCGGACGGACGCACCGUGACCAUUGCCUAUGGCCACAGCAUCGUCUUCAUCGAUGUGGAUCGGUUCGAGGUGCUGCAGCAUCGCAAGCUGCCCGUCCGUCUGAUCGGCGUCUCGCUGCAUCCGGAGAAGAAAACGUAUGUCUGUGCCGGCAGUAAUCGCUGCAUCUACAAGUGCGACUAUGCCACAGGCGAAAUCCUGGAGACCUUCAAUGCCCACGAACGUCACAUGCACUGCAUCAAGUACAGUCCCGAUGGCGAGGUCUACGCCUCAUCCGCGGCCGACGGCGGCCUUCGCUUGUGGCAGCAAACAGUGGGCAAGAAAUACGCAUUAUGGGAUACCCGAACUGUUCAGAACAACGAAUACGAUGACGAAGACGACGAGGCCGACAUCGACGUCGACGACGAGGCCAAGUCCGAAUCCGGGGGCGAUCAGAACUGAGAAAAAAUCAACUCUAAAACCAGAAAAACAAUCCCGAAAACUGGAUAUCAACUGUAGUUGCACACGUGUUUUGCGUUCCUCUGCGUUUAUUUUCAUCAGCUUCUUAAGUUUGGUUCCAAUAAUAAUAAACGAAAAAGGGUCACGCUCUGGUCCCUCUAAUAAAUUUGUCUGCGACCGCGCGGCGUUGUUGUGAUUGACUGCCCCCAAUCUAUCUACCUGUGCCAGUCUGUACCCACAAGCCUGCCACGUCUGUCUGAGCCGCGACUCUAACUACCUAACAUUUCAUUGUCUUCUCCUUUUCUAUACCAC
This is a messenger RNA of Drosophila hydei, 1522 nucleotides long. RefSeq names its product serine-threonine kinase receptor-associated protein. NCBI's taxonomy places the organism in Eukaryota, Metazoa, Arthropoda, Insecta, Diptera, Drosophilidae. The transcript has a single exon. Bases 164 to 1213 code for a protein of 349 amino acids. Gene Ontology annotation, cellular component: SMN complex. The record is from RefSeq and is a predicted model, not a curated record. Gene Ontology annotation, molecular function: RNA binding; protein binding. Gene Ontology annotation, biological process: spliceosomal snRNP assembly.